Messenger RNA from Adineta ricciae, 1617 nucleotides. The record is from the annotation of a GenBank genome assembly. Lineage: Eukaryota; Metazoa; Rotifera; Eurotatoria; Adinetida; Adinetidae.
AUGCCUGAGAGCGAGUUACGGAUGGCUGUGCAGAAUAAUGAAAACGAUGAUGGUAACCAAGUAUCUGAUUUGAAAGGAACCGAAUCGAAUACGUCGCCAAGUUUAGCAAAAGCAAAACGAACGCGACUGACAUUUCCAUUUGGAGCUUGUCGUGUCUGCUCAGAUUCUGCUACGGGUAUUCACUAUGGUAUCGCCACUUGCGAAGGAUGUAAAGGGUUUUUCAAGCGUAGUAUAUUACGGAAGGAGAAAUAUCGAUGCUAUUUUGAUAACACAUGUCUCAUCAAUGUAACAAAUCGAAACCGAUGUAAAGCUUGUCGCUUUCGACGAUGUAUCGACGAAGGCAUGUCGGUUGACGGAGUCAAAAUGGGUCGUAUACCAAAGUUAGUAAAAGAACGCGCUUUGAUCGAAUUGAAAGAACAACAGACAAAAGAAGCCGCUUUGACUGGAGCUAAUGAAGACCAUGCGAGAGAGUCUUCGUGUUCAUCUCUGUCUGAUCGUAGUAUAGAAAACUAUGACCCCAAUGCAAUGGAUACAGAUUAUUUAGAAUCUGAACCGUCGCCUCUUCAGAGACGUGCUGGUUUAGGACAGUUAUAUACAAAUGAUAAUUGCGAGAAAAAUCUAGCCAACUCGUCCUUCAAUCUCCCUAAUCAAUCAUUAAAUUCAAAGGCCCAAUCAGACUUAUCUCAGCGCAGUGAAACCGUAGCAUUACCAUCAAACGAUUCCGAACUAAGAAAGAAUCCAUUUAUCUACCGAACAAAGUACCCAACGUUUCUCCCCGAUGAUUUCACAGUCGACGAAACAGAAGGUUUAACCAUGCAAUCGUCAGGUCUUUUAUCCGACGAGGCUUUCAAACAUGUUAUCACCAUCAGAAACAAACUACGUGCCGACCAAUUGAGUUUUCUCAUUCAAUUGAAUGAAGGAGAAACAGUAUUUAUUCGAUAUAUUCGUUGGUCUGCAUAUAAUAUUUUUCUUCGCCGUUCCAAACGAGUCAAACAACUGGUUUCUCGAAUGCAUCAAAUGAUUGACCGUAACGUUCAAGAAUAUCCAGGAGGUAACAACACCAUGGGCGACUUCCUUCGAAGCAUUGGACUUUCGUGUCAGGUUUUUACCCGUGCUGCGGUUCUCUAUGUGCAAGAAUUACCUGGUAUGAAGAAUAUCGAUAUGAAAACUAUGGAAAAGCUUAUACUUCAUCGAGCAUUUGGGUGGCAUAUGCUGAAAUAUCAUGAAUUGUACAAUAGCAACGGAGAGUGUUAUGCUUUGGGACCUGAUGGCUUUCAAUAUAGUCGGCAUUGGAUGAAUCAGCUCAAUAGUGUAUUGCUCACAAAUGCAAUGUUCAAUUUUUGUCUUCAUAUACAGGAACUUCGUUUGAGUGAUAGCGAAUUUUCGCUCGUGUUGCCGUUAUAUUUCUGUUCCUCAGAUCCUAAAACCGAAAAUACUGAAGUCGUGCAGAUGCUCCGCUCGUGUUAUCUCUAUGCAUUCUACGCUGAAUUAUGUCAGACUCGUGGUGAAUCAGAAGGAAAACAAUUAUGUUUGAAAACUUUGCAGGUACUAGAAGAUCUUGUUCCACUUUCUGAACUUUAUGAUAAAGAAAUUGCUGACCGAUCGUUGGAAGGUUAA